AUGACUAAGCUUAAACUAAAAGUCUUGACGUGGACCCGGACAGCCUGCCCACAUUGGAGACACCCGUUGAAUGCGGAUUCCGAAGACCUGGGCGGCCUCUCACACACUACGGCGAGUGCUGGCGGACUUACGCGGGAGGAGCUGGCACUUGGUGACGAAGACGUCGCAAAUAUUUCUCCUGCCAAAAAAAAUCCAAGAGGAAAAUUCGUUGGCACUGCUCAAAAGAAAAUAAUUAUUAAUGUAUACAAGGAUAAAAUCAAACAACAGCUCGAAAAUCCAGAGAUGCCCAGAUUGUCGUUCAGGGACCUUAUCGUUGCCAUUUCAAAAACCACUGGUAUUGGGCAACGUACAAUUCAAACUACAUUGGGAGAGUACAAGAAGGAAGGUACAGUGUCAUCGCCCAACAAAAGAAAAGUGAGACCUACGGUACUUCAAAAAGUGGACGAAUUCGACAAAAAUGCCAUUAGGCAAAAAAUUCACAAUUUUUGGAGAAACCGUGAGGUGCCAGCAGUUCCAAAAAUGUUAAUUGCCAUCAAUGAAGACGACUCAUUACCAAAUCUGAAACGUACGUCUUUCCAAUUAAUAUUAAAAGAUUUACAAUUUGAGUAUGUCAAGAAAAAUCGCAACAGUGCUCUUCUCGAAAGAGAAGAUUUAAUAUCUUGGCGCCGAAAUUAUUUGUUAAAAAUAAAGCAUUACCGAGCACAGAACAGGCCAAUAUAUUACUUAGACGAGACGUGGGUCAAUGCAGGCGAGACGCAUAGCAGAACGUGGGUUGAUACAACAGUCGCAUCAACACGAGAUGCCCACCUGAGAGGUCUCACCACAGGUCAAAAUGCACCCUCCGGCAAAGGUAAGCGUCUCAUUGUAUUACACAUCGGGUCGUCAGACGGUUUUGUUCCGGGGGGCCUUUUGUGUUUCGAAUCCAAGACCAAUUCUGCGGAUUAUCAUGACGAAAUGAAUGGCGAUGCGUUUUACGAAUGGUUUGUUAAGACCCUGCCAUUACUUAAACCGAACGCCAUCAUCGUCAUGGAUAAUGCUUCAUACCAUUCCGUAAAAAAAACAGAAAAUACCAUGUACAAAAUAAAAAAAUAUCACGACACAUACGUAAUCGAUGAGUACGCAAAAGAUAACGGCAAACUCGUAUUGCGAUUACCUCCAUAUCACUGCGAGCUAAAUCCCAUCGAGCUCGCGUGGUCGUCCGUGAAAAGUUAUGUCCGGACGCAUAACACCACCUUCAAAUUAAAGGACGUAAUGGAAUUGUUAAAAAAAGCCGUGGAACACGUAAGUCCGGAUAUGUGGAAAAAUUUUAUUGAACAUGUUAAAAAGGUGGAAGACAAGUUUUGGGACUUGGAACAUAUUACCGACGAAAUAAUGGACGAGCUACCCGAAGAAGAUGAACGUCAUGUUCUCACGAUAGGAACAGGAGAUACAAGUUCUUCUGAUUGUGACUCUGAUUGA
Molecule: messenger RNA, 1458 nt
Organism: Metopolophium dirhodum (rose-grain aphid)
Lineage: Eukaryota; Metazoa; Arthropoda; Insecta; Hemiptera; Aphididae
Exons: 4
Coding region: 1-1458 (485 amino acids)
Molecular function (GO): nucleic acid binding
Source: RefSeq, a predicted model, not a curated record